CUUCGACCGUAGCCAAGCACUAAAAUGCUACCGAGGCCGUUAUAUCAAGAAGGUACAUAAUAUUCAUCUAGGAAAACACACAUAUAGAUGUCAAACAUCUGCAGUAUUCAGGAUAGUAGAUGGUCAUGAUGAUGAUGAUGUUGGGCAUAAAUGACUGAGCGUGGGAAAGCCAGAAAACCGAGAAAACCUUAUUCGGUGGUGGCUGACAAAGAUAAUAGAACUUGUAAUAGAGAAAAUUGGCAUAAACCAUAACAUUCUACUUUCAAAAGCUGUCCGCAACUGUCACCAUGCAACUAUUGAACAACUGUUUUUAUAAAAAUCUGCGUAGUUUUGAUAACAAAUUCGGCAAAGUGUAUCAGGGAUGAUACCCAAUCAAAAUUGCGAAAUAUUCGCUAGUAUUCUGUUCUUUCUGCUAGCAAAAAUCUGUUGUUACUUCCACAUCAAGACCACAACAUUCAUGAGUAAACACCACUCCCGACUCACGAGCAUACCGGAGAGAAAUGAAAUAGAAGAAGAGGCACAGAAGAAAUGGGUUCCCAAGAAAAAACACGAGGUUCUAAAAGCGAAGUACAAAUGCCUAAAGAAGCUAUUUCAAAUAUAUGAUGCAAGCUUACUAGGCUAUCUACCGGAGACAGAACAAAGUGAUCAUGUUGACGAUGAAGAAAGUAACCAUAGAAGGAAAAAACGAUCGUACAGAACCAACACUGAUGCACAUGUUGGAACCUCAGAAGAAAUCAAUGUAGACAAUAUAGAACCAGCAGAACUCUCUGAUCAAUCAACCGUUUUAACUGGGAAGAAUCACGUGAACUGUGGAAGCUCAAUAGACAGAUCUAGUGACAAUUCCUAUCGAUACCAAAUGACACAAGUAUCCAACUUGAACCUUCAAGGCUGCAAUUGUGCUUCUAACCACCAAGAUAUGCCUAAAGCCCCAUUCAAAACUGGAACGAAACGACCCACCAGGUUCCAAAGUUUUAUGCAGAGAGCUUUUGGGUUGAGAGUGGAGAAAAUCUGCCCCCACAAUUGCAGCAGCAAUAUUUACGCAAUAUCCGAUAAUAUUAUCAACUACAGAAGCAAUAGUAAGCGAAGAAGGAAAGGUUUCAGGUUUAGGAGAAUAAAAUGUCCGAAGAGAGUGCAAUCUGAAAGCGCUAUCCAUGAUUUCAAGAGUCCAGCUAUCUUGAACUACAUGCAAUCGGUGCAGAGGAAUUGUUUGCUGGAUACUACGCCCAGGAAAUGCCCGAUCACUGGGUGUAAUGUCAUGCUAUAUGGAAUAAUAAACUACAAUGACCACCUCAACCUAUGUCACUUCACUGAACGGAAGUAUACCUGCCUCUACUGUCAUGAGGGCUUCGAGCGGGAAUCUGAUAAAUUAUCCCAUGAGAAUGAGCAUAUAGGCUUUAACAAACUGAACCUUCACUCGAGCGGCAAAUCAACCCCCACAUCCAACAAAACCGAAACAAAAGCUAUCGACUCACAAACGGAGACUGAUAAAAGCGUACUCGAUGAAAAGGUUAAGAAAGCUGUUUCUUUUAUGGAGCAUGACGUUUCAAAUUCAAAUGCAUCAAGAAAUAAACUGGAGUCGGUUGCCAAGAAGUCCAGUUCCUACUUUUCCAUGUUAAGAAGGAAGAGCUCCUUUAAUUCUAUCAUCGGUUACAAGGGAAGUAAAGACAGCGCAACCCAGGACAUAGGACGAGCCUCUAGUUGCACCAGUACAUUCAUCAACAAAAACUUCCCGUCUAUCAGUCAGUCUGAAGCGUCCAGGCUCAUAGAUUGCACAACUGACCCUAAAACAUCUACUUUAACUGACAGGAUAACGGACUCCUGCAAGUCAACUAGUCUUCACAAGUGCCAGAUUUGUGGCCUAGAGUUCCAACACCGUAGGCAGUUGGGGUCUCACGUGAAUUCACAGCACCGAAAUCUUAUAAAGACGAAGAAGAACAAUUUGGUUAGUGAGACAGGAAAAAUCCUGAUCGAAAGCGUCGAUGAUAGACCUAAAUCGCCAGCUUUGACCACUUUCAUAACCGAAACAGAUUUAGCAGCACGGAAGAGUCGAAGGGUCAUCAACGAUGAUGAAGAACCAACGAAUAUGGGUUACACUUCUGCCUCCGAAGCAGAGUGCAAGACUUUGAGUGAUUUGAAGAGAGGGAAAAGCAAGGGGAAGCUGAAAUGGGUUAGAACAGCAUCGAUUUGUGCCUGAACUUAAAUUAUUUCGCUGUUAACGCUACAACUAAUAGCUAUAAUUCCGACAUGAUUUUAUGCUAUAUUUAUUUGUGAGGUGAUCUGAAUUUAACUUAGGUUUAGGAAGAUUGUAAUGGAUUGGACUGUGCAGUGGAACUGUGUUUGUUUAAGAAUUUAUAGUGUUUUUGGUUAUUCGUCGUUUUGGAAUGUUUAUUUAAUACACGUUUAAAUAUUUAUUCGUGUUUA
Molecule: messenger RNA, 2421 nt
Organism: Plutella xylostella (diamondback moth)
Lineage: Eukaryota; Metazoa; Arthropoda; Insecta; Lepidoptera; Plutellidae
Source: RefSeq, a predicted model, not a curated record